This is a messenger RNA of Stylonychia lemnae, 951 nucleotides long. Lineage: Eukaryota; Ciliophora; Spirotrichea; Sporadotrichida; Oxytrichidae. The record is from the annotation of a GenBank genome assembly.
AUGAAAGAAUUAGGUUGUUUUGAUUAUUUUGCAAUAUUUCUGGGAGUUUAUGUCUUGGUUCCAAAACUGUAUUAGAUCUGGAUGAUUAUUUAUACAAGUUUCAUUGUUUAAAAGAAAGAUCUAAAAGUACUUUAUGGAGCUGACUCAUGGGCAUUAAUAACUGGAUGCACAUCUGGAAUUGGUGAAGAGUUAGCGCAUAGAAUAGCUUAGCAGGGAUUGAAUAUCAUUUUAAUUUCAAGAAGUCUUGACAAGCUUACUAAAGUCGAAAAUGAUAUUCUUAAAAAGUGUCCUUAAAUUAAGACUCUGAAAGUAAUAGCAGAUUAUGCAAAUGGAGGUGAAACACUUGAAUUUUAUAAAAAGAUCUAUGCAUAAAUCAAAGAUCUAGAUAUUUCAAUCGUUGUCAACAAUGCAGGAAUAUUGUACAGUGAAUACUACAGGCAACUGAAUAUAAGUUAGAUUAUGGAAAUGGCUAUUGUUAACACUUAUCCUUACAUUCUGUUUAAUCAUUUGAUUUUGAAAAAGCUUCAACAGAGAUCUCUAAAGAAACAGACAGCUCUACUGAAUGUGAGCAGUUCAAUAAGUUUUGUUGCAGGCCCAUACUAAUAAAUAUAUGGAUGCACUAAAAAGUUUGAAAGAUAUUUCACUGAGGCUCUCAGAUAAGAAAAUAAAAAGGAGUAUCCUAAUCUCGAAGUAAUCUGUGUGACACCAAUGUAUGUAUCAACCUAGAUGACUAAUAAUCUUUCAACGAAAGAGUUUGGAGUAGUUAAUGCCGAGCAAUAUGUUGAGGGAGUCCUAAAGGUUUUUGGAAACUUAAAUCAUAUCUUUGGGCCCAUGAUUCACUAAGUGCAAGGUUAUUUCACUAAUAUAUUCUUUGAGUUGUCGCAUUAUUACCGGUUAUCUUUACACAUUGUAAACCAUAUUAUCUACAAUGAAUGCUAGAAGAUGAAAUGA